Molecule: messenger RNA, 741 nt
Organism: Ambispora gerdemannii
Lineage: Eukaryota; Fungi; Glomeromycota; Glomeromycetes; Archaeosporales; Ambisporaceae
Source: the annotation of a GenBank genome assembly
AUGAACACAUUCACAUUCAUUGCCGGGUUAUUUGAGGAUCUUUUGUGGCUAAAAGUACUAGGAAUAAUAAUAAUAAUGUCGGUAUUACUUACAGAAAGCAGCGAACAAGAAGCUGCCCGUCUUUACCGUGUUUAUAAAACUGUAAAGAGAAUGGUAGCCGACAGGGGUUAUGUGGUAGCUGAACAUGAGAUUCCUACAGAUUUGGAUGCAUUUAAAGAAAAGUGUACCGACAAUGGUGUUGUUAACCGAGAAAAAAUGAUGUUUCAAGUUCAAAAGAGAGAUGAUCCUACCGAACAACUACUUGUUACUUUUCCUACAGAGAAACCUGUUGGAGUGAAGUAUUUGAAAAUGAUGUGUGCUCGGAUGGCCGAAACAAAAGUCACCAGGGGAAUAAUUGUAUAUCAGGGUAAUAUGACAGCUGCGGCGAAUAAGGCAAUUCAAUCUUUGAAUCAAGGAGACAGAAUCCCGGAUAAACCGUUCUAUGAGAUUGAUUCGUUUUCAGAAUCAGAACUCUUGGUGAAUAUAACCGAGCAUCAACUCGUCCCGACUCACGUUGUGUUAACCGAUGAAGAGAAGAAAACUCUCUUGAAAAAAUAUCGUUUAAGAGAAACGCAGUUACCUCGAAUCCAAACAAUUGAUCCUAUUGCCCGUUAUUAUGGACUUAAGAAAGGACAGGUUGUUAAAAUUAUGAGGCCAAGUGAGACGAGUGGUCGUUACGUCACUUAUCGAUUAUGUUUCUGA